Linum tenue is the source of this 2387-nucleotide messenger RNA. The record is from the annotation of a GenBank genome assembly. NCBI's taxonomy places the organism in Eukaryota, Viridiplantae, Streptophyta, Magnoliopsida, Malpighiales, Linaceae.
CUGUCAUUCAAUCAAAACCCUAAUAAUUUCAAUUAUUCACUCUUCCUUCCACCCCCACCGCCAACCACCACUACCGCCAAUUCGAUUAGCCAGCAACCGCCGCCUUCUUCCACUUCCCGUUCCCGAUUCAGAUCCCAACCAAUUCCGCGGCCGGUUUCCCCAACUUUACGAAGAGCUUCCAGCACCUGCGGCAAUGGCGGAGGGCAGGAAUAAUGGGGAGCGCAGGGAGAUGAGCGACUACUCGUCGUCGGAGGAUGAGGGGACGGAGGAUUACAGGAGAGGUGGCUACCACGCUGUGCUUAUCGGCGACACAUUCAAGAACGGCCGGUACGUGGUGCAGAGCAAGCUCGGCUGGGGCCAUUUCUCCACCGUUUGGCUCGCUUGGGACACUCAGGGAUCUCGUUAUGUAGCUUUGAAAGUUCAAAAGAGCGCUCAGCACUACACCGAGGCGGCCAUGGACGAGGUAAAGCUCCUGAAGCAGAUCGCGGAGGGGGAUCCCGAAGAUAAGUAUUAUGUCGUCAAGCUUUUGGAUCACUUCAAGCAUUCGGGGCCGAAUGGACAGCAUGUGUGUAUGGUCUUCGAGUAUUUGGGGGAUAAUUUGUUGACCCUCAUUAAGUUCAGUGAUUACCGUGGCGUUCCUCUGAUUAUGGUGAAAGAAUUGUGCUAUCACAUUUUGGUGGGAUUGGAUUACUUGCAUCGGAAGCUGUCCAUCAUUCACACUGAUUUGAAGCCGGAGAAUGUCCUGCUCUGUUCGACGAUUGACCCGUGUAAAGAUCCUAGGAAGUCGGAUGCCCCUCUGGUCCUCCCGAGGAGCAAGAGUAAAAUUGUGGAUGAAUCUGUGUCUUCGAAAGAUGGUAGUAAGAGUUUGAAUUCGGGUUUAACGAAGAACCAGAAGAAGAAGAUACGGAAAAAGGCUAAGAAGGUGACCACUAAGGAUUGUGCAGGUGGAGAGGAAGACGUGGAAGAAGAAAACGAGAAGCAAGUUGGGAGCUCCGAUGAAAAGGAUAAGGAUGAUUCUGAUACAAAGAAACAGGAUCAUAAUAGGAGAAGCCCUUCUGUCAGGAAGAAGCUGUUGGCAACUGCUGAUCCAAAGUGCAAGUUGGUUGAUUUUGGGAAUGCAUGUUGGACGCACAAGCAAUUCACGAGUGACAUCCAGACAAGACAGUAUAGAUGCCCUGAGGUCAUCCUUGGAGCUAAGUACUCUACUCCGGCAGAUCUAUGGUCGUUCGCUUGUAUUUGCUUCGAGCUGGCUACCGGAGAUGUCCUUUUUGAUCCUCAUAGUGGCGACAACUAUGACCGGGAUGAGGAUCAUCUGGCAUUGAUGAUGGAGCUUAUUGGUGUUAUUCCACGAAAGAUAGCUUUGGGUGGCAAAUACUCGAAGGAUUUCUUCAACAGAUAUGGAGAUCUGAGGCACAUCAGAAAGUUGCGGUUCUGGCCUCUCGACAAAGUGCUUGUAGAGAAGUAUGGUUUCGGGGAGCAGGAUGCACAAGAAUUGUCCGACUUCUUAGUGCCCUUGCUUCAGUAUGCACCAGAAAAGAGGUCUACUGCAGCUCAGUGCCUUAGUCAUCCAUGGAUUACUUCAGGCCCUCGUUUCGUCAAGCCUUCUCCUCCGCCUCUUCAGUCACCGGGAGCCAGUGGAAGUAAGUUGGAAAUUGAGGAAGAUAAGGGCGAGAGGGAAGCCAUGGCUGAUGGGGUAGAGAAGAUAGCAAUCAAUGGGACUUCAAAAGCCUCUCCACAACCCCAGAACGAAACCGUCCAGAAAAUUUAAUAGUGCCAAGAAUUAGAGAUUAUUUCCCCGUUUCCCCACAGCUCCAUUUUUGCAGCUCCAUUUUGGACUUAUUGCGCUUGCAGUUGGGUUUGUAUCAUUAUUCUCAAUAGAUGUUAGCAUGGGAUACGUCUGUUGAACGUUUCAACUUGUACACUCAAUUUGAUUUAUUGUUUCACCAAGUUCUUUCAUCCAUGCUAAGGGAUGGUUAUUAUGUUGAUAGCCUUAAUCGACAAUACACUAGUAACUAGGUAAACAUGACUGCAUGAUGGAGAUUGCCGCAACAUUUCUAAGGUCCUGGCUGAGAAUGUAGUGUUGGAGCGAAUAGCUUCACACAACUUAUGACACUAUAUCAUAGCCCGACUCCUGCAGAAGGCUGAAGCCACUGGAGGUCCUCUUAAAACUUGUUGCCGUCAAAUUCGAGCAACUAUUUUAUCUUCUCUUUCCUUUCAAGGAUCUCUGGUGCUGAUCUUCUAUAACAGUUGAAGAUGCUGCAGCAGCAGCAGCAGCAAUAGGAGUCUACGUACGAGCAGCAGAAGCAACACCAGGUUCUGCCUACAAGUCUAUAGGAUGCUGCAGUUACCAAAAUGCUGUGUCAGUGUUUACAGAAUUUUCUUAGUCC